Molecule: messenger RNA, 423 nt
Organism: Oncorhynchus nerka (sockeye salmon)
Lineage: Eukaryota; Metazoa; Chordata; Actinopteri; Salmoniformes; Salmonidae
Product: sericin-1-like
Exons: 4
Coding region: 1-423 (140 amino acids)
Source: RefSeq, a predicted model, not a curated record
AUGAGGGGCGGGAGCUCUGGCAGCGCCGGACAGGCGGGAGACUCCGGCUGCGCUGGAGAGGAGGAAGGCUCUGGCCGCGCUGGACAGAGAAGCUCUGGCCCCUCUGGACUGAGGGGCGGGAGCUCUGGCAGCGCCGGACAGGCGGGAAACUCUGACUCAGCCCUCAGCUUCGCCGACAGUUCCGAUAACAUCCAUGGCUCCUUACGGUGGCAGCUGGCCUCUUCUGACACGUGUAAGGCUCUUAGCCUGGGCCAGAGGCUUGGAUUAUGUCGCCACGGAGGGUCGGGUGUGAGACGCAUCAGCCAGAGGCUCGUCACAGAUAAGGGGCAGAGUUCCAAUGUGAGCCAGUGCUUACCAAUUCUGGAGAAGUUUGACAUCAACAAGCCGUUACCUCCUAUUACACCCAUGAUGGAGACUCAUUGA